UCUGUUUUUUAUUCGGAUUUUCUAAUUAAAGCUUUGCAAAUUUUAUUGACACUUGAGAAUGACUUCUGAAACUUCAGUCAAAUUUAACUCAUCGGAUUAUCUGUACCAAGGGUCAUCAGAUGAUCCUCCAGUACCACUUCAUUUUGAGGGUACAGCCUCCACAGAAAUUAGACCAACAUGGACAGAUACUGCGAAAUCAAAACUUGCUCGAAUUGGGUCACCAUUCAAAAAAGUUAGACUGGAAAUAGUGGCGUUCUUGUUUGUAUUCUCAUAUACGAUGACAAGAAUUUCAUCCACUACCAUGAUAAUCGACAAAGUUUGUCUUGCACACUUUAAAUUCCCUGAGGAGGUCUGCAAAAAUCUGCACAACUUCACCCAUGCGAAAUCAUCUGUGGAAAAAUUAGCAACCAAUUAUCAGCUUGGACAUACUUUAAUUCAAACUGCUCCAGCUGCCUUGCUUGCUUGUUUCGUUGGGCCAUGGAGUGAUCACUAUGGCCGAAAAUUCCCCACACUUCUGGCAGUAUUUGGAAUGGUGCUGGAUACAGCAGGAUCCGUAGUUUGUGCCUAUUAUUUAAACAGCAGAGUGGAAUAUUACUUUAUACCAGCAUUUUUCACGGGUGCUUUCGGAGGCGUUGUCUCAUUACUCGCAGUUGUGUACAGUUAUGCUUCAGAUCUGACCGCGUAUGAGAACAGGACUAUGAAGUAUGCCUUUAUUGAAAUGGCUUCUGGUUUUGCCAUUCCCUUCGGAGCUAUGGCUGGAGGUUGGAUCUAUGAGUUCUUUGGGUAUGCACCGGUGUUCUUUUUCUCGGCAGCAGGUCUCCUAUUUAGCUUUUUCUGGGUUUUAUUCUUGCUUCCUGAAACGCGGGGCAUUGGAAACACUGAUCCAUGGUCUGUGAAAAUAAAGAACUUGUUUUCUUGCAAAUCGUUUAAAGAGAGUUUCAUAGCUACAGCCAAAAAACGGCCUCAUAAUGGAAGGCUGCAAAUCGUUCUACUGAUCUUAUCCAUGUGUUUCCUGGUGAUAACUAUAAAUUCUACUGGGGACAUUAACUACUUGUAUGUUCAUCACCAAUUCAAUUGGGGGAAUUCAACUUAUUCUACAAUUACAGCCAUCUAUUCUGUAUUUGCAAUCCUGUUAUUGCUCAUUGUAGUUCCCCUCAUGAAGUAUUUUAAAACUGGAGAUCCUACACUCGGUUUAAUUGGAACAGUAUCCUUGCUGGGGAAGAAUAUCGGUGUCGGUCUGGCUUACAAGCCCGGAAUUUAUCAUUUCGCUAGCCUUUUUGGACUUUUGGGUACUUGCUCAACCUUAGCGGCUCGUUCCCGUAUAUCCAAAGUUGUAUCCGAUGAUGAUUUAGGUAAAGUUUUUUCUUUUGUUGCGACGGCGGAAUCUUUGCUUCCAAUUCUGACAACAGUUCUUACGUCUCAAGUGUUCAAUGCUUUUCUGAACACUUUUGCUGGAAUGCCGUACAUGAUGCUUGCGCUUUUCUUGUUAUUACCACUCGGAGUAUUUAUAUGGCUGACUUGUUUACCGUCUAUGGAUUAUCAGGAUGUCUAUCAUAAUAACGAAGCAAAAACUGAUUAUCAAACACAUAUGUGACUAAAGGAUUCCUGGAAAAAUGUUUAUUUAGCUCAAAAAAAACCAAAA
Messenger RNA from Uloborus diversus, 1642 nucleotides. Its product is annotated as proton-coupled folate transporter-like. The record is from RefSeq and is a predicted model, not a curated record. The transcript has 5 exons. Gene Ontology annotation, cellular component: membrane. Gene Ontology annotation, biological process: transmembrane transport. The coding region runs from base 59 to 1594 and encodes 511 amino acids. Lineage: Eukaryota; Metazoa; Arthropoda; Arachnida; Araneae; Uloboridae. Gene Ontology annotation, molecular function: transmembrane transporter activity.